This is a messenger RNA of Gossypium arboreum, 1154 nucleotides long. Its product is annotated as ethylene-responsive transcription factor ERF061-like. Lineage: Eukaryota; Viridiplantae; Streptophyta; Magnoliopsida; Malvales; Malvaceae. The coding region runs from base 210 to 1100 and encodes 296 amino acids. The record is from RefSeq and is a predicted model, not a curated record. Gene Ontology annotation, biological process: regulation of DNA-templated transcription. Gene Ontology annotation, molecular function: DNA binding; DNA-binding transcription factor activity. The transcript has a single exon.
UGGUCUCUCCUGCAUAAUUAUUCUACAAAUCUUCCCUUUGAAUCUUAUUUGUUCUUCAUUUCUAUCUUCCAAAAUCAGGGUUUUUCUUUUAAUUUGUGUCUAUGAGAUUUUAAAUUCAACCCAACAGUUCUUCUUCAUCCUUCAAAUAUUCAUUUCUUCUACCUCUGUUAAAGACUGCUUCCGCUGUUUUGGUUCCCAAGAAAAAAAAAAUGCAAAAAACAGAUCAUGUUUGUGGAUUCAACGACGGUGCUAAUAUCGGGUCUUCGUUAUCACAGCUCAUAUUAUCAGGAGGCUCAAAUACCAUAGAUUCAAUCUUCUCUCGUUGCGCACCAUCAUCAACCAUGGCCGGCGUUUACGAACCAUUAGGCUCUUCAGUCUAUCACCGGCAAAGGGACCUCCUCGAAAAAUUCAGCCACGAGAAGAAAGAAAACGCUUCGUUUUCAUUCAAAUGUCUAAAGAAUCCGAUUCAAAACAGCCAAAACCAUGCAUCGACGUCGGCAGCGGCUAAAUACUUGAGCAGCCCACAAAAGAAGAACCUUUAUAGGGGAGUAAGACAAAGACGGUGGGGUAAAUGGGUAGCCGAGAUCAGACUUCCACAAAACAGAAAGCGUGUCUGGUUAGGCACUUACGAAACAGCUGAAACUGCCGCUUUGGCAUAUGAUCGAGCAGCUUAUAAACUUAGAGGGGACUACGCGAGGUUGAAUUUCCCAAAUUUGAAGGACCCAAGCAAGUUUGGGUUUGUAGAUUGUGCUCAGUUCAAUUCCUUGAAGAACAUGGUGGACGCUAAGAUUCAAGCCAUUUGUCAAAAGAUGAAAACAGAGAGAACUAAAAAGAAGGCCAAGAAGGGCAACUUUGAUUGUCCAGGAUGUUCAUCGUCUUCGUCGUUGUCGCCUAUGGUUGUUAGCGACGAUUUAAGCAAGGAGUUGAUGUCGCCGACGGUGUCUGGAGAUGGGUUUUUGAGAACUGAGAAUUCAUCGUCCUCCGUUUCGAAUGAUUAUCCGAUGAUGGUGGUGGCAGAGGAACUGCCGUUCGAGGACGAGUUGCUUGCGAGAAUGCCAUCUUUUGAUGCUGAAUUGUUAUGGGAUUGUCUUGCUAAAUAGAAUUACGUAGCUACCAUUUGCGUUUCUCAUAAUGAAAAGUUAUCUUUCUUUUUC